Molecule: messenger RNA, 864 nt
Organism: Penicillium canescens
Lineage: Eukaryota; Fungi; Ascomycota; Eurotiomycetes; Eurotiales; Aspergillaceae
Product: rRNA-processing protein UTP11
Exons: 2
Coding region: 1-864 (287 amino acids)
Biological process (GO): rRNA processing
Cellular component (GO): small-subunit processome; nucleolus
Source: RefSeq, a predicted model, not a curated record
AUGUCGAGCAUGCGUAACGCCGUUCAACGGCGGAACCACAAAGAGCGUGGUCAGGUCUCAGGCCGUGAGAAAUGGGGUCUCCUUGAAAAGCACAAGGAUUACUCGCUUCGCGCAAAAGACUACAAUGUCAAGAAGGCUAAGCUGAAGCGCCUCGAAGAGAAGGCGCGCAAUCGCAAUGUCGACGAGUUCAACUUUGGUAUGAUGGGAGGCAAGAACCGGACCCAGGGCAAGCAUGGAAGUGGAGUAGGAACUGCUCGCGACUCUGCCGCAGCACAGGGCCUCAGUCACGAUGCGAUCAAACUCCUCAAGACACAAGAUAAGGGAUAUCUCCGGACAGUUGGAGAGCGAGUGCGCCGCGAGAUCCAGCGCCUCGAGCGGGAAGUGGAGUUGCAGGAAGGAAUGGACAAGUCGCUGGGCAAGAAGGACGGGAAGAAUGAUGAGAGCAUGGAUGAAGACGAAUUCGACGAUGAUGACUUCGAUUUUGGUGCUCCUCCGUCGCAAUCCAAGCCACGCAAGACGGUGUUUGCCGAUGAUCGACAGGAACAAUUAGCUAUGAAGAAGCGGAGGCUACAAAAGGAUGAGUCUGAAUCAGAUGAAGAAGAGCAGACAACAACCAAAGGCCGCAAGACUCCCAAGCAGCUCGAGUCUGAGCGGCAAGCACUUGUGGAAGCUCGACGGGCUCGCAAGCUCCGCAAACGUGCCAUAGAGGCCCGUCAGAACAAGUUGACGGCACUCCAUAAGCAACACGCAGAGAUCCAGACCGCAGAGAAAGAACUUGACUGGCAGCGGUCUAAGAUGGACAACUCGGUUGGAGGCACCAACAAGGACGGCAUCAAGUGGAAGAUCCGUGAGCGCAAGCGCUGA